AUGGGUAGCAGCCAGAACCAGGCUGGUGACCUGCUUCUUUUACCUGGGCACCUUCAGCUUGCCCUACUGCUGGAACCUGGGCCUUGGUACACUAUUGCUCCUGGCUGGAAGAUGUGGCCUUUCAAAGAAAAUCGGCCGAGUACCUGUGGAUGCUGGUCUGUAUCGCAGGGUGUGAUUGUGGUGCUGGCCUACUUGUUUGGGAGCCAGUACUUUGUGAGUGGAGCACUGAUUGACCUCAUGACAUAUCUCUGGGGCCGGCGGAAUCCAACGGCAAGAAUGCAGGUGCUGUUUUUCACCAUCCGCACGCCAUAUUUGCCCUGGGUUCUCUCUAUCCCUUCUGAUGGGAGGCUGCCUGGUCGUUCAAGUCAGCCCUGUGACGUUGAGGGAAGAACUCCGAAACCAGACGGUUUUUUUGUCCAGAACAAGAGCUCUUGGUUUCACGAUCCAUUGAUCUCCUUGAUCUUCCUGUUCCUGGCUACGGCGACUCUGCCAUCUGUGCCAUAA
Molecule: messenger RNA, 504 nt
Organism: Cladocopium goreaui
Lineage: Eukaryota; Dinophyceae; Suessiales; Symbiodiniaceae
Source: the annotation of a GenBank genome assembly